AUGCGUUUCUCCAUCGCUACUUCUCUUGCUGUCCUGGCAACAAUUUCCAAUGUCUCGGCAUGGCAUUUGACCGCCUACAGUAAUGUUGAAAACUGUGACCCCAACGACGAGACAGAGUACCAAAUCCUCGAGGGCAACCAGGGUAACUGCUACACUUUCGGGUGGAGCAUGCCCGGCGUGAGCUGUGGUCACUUCGUCAAUGGCGGCACCAGCAACAAGGGCUGCAAGGGCCUUUUCACAGCCAUCGCCAUGUACGCCCAUGAGAACACCAACUGUUUAUUCUACGCUCAGGACGAUUGUCGCGGAAACCCUACUGUCCGGGAGUCCAACACUUGCAUCAACAACCGAGAGUUGCUUGAGGUGUCAGGUACUGAACGAUUCAGGUCUUUCAAAUGUGCCAACACAGAAUAA
Fusarium pseudograminearum CS3096 is the source of this 411-nucleotide messenger RNA. RefSeq lists its product as uncharacterized. Lineage: Eukaryota; Fungi; Ascomycota; Sordariomycetes; Hypocreales; Nectriaceae. The record is from RefSeq and is a predicted model, not a curated record. The coding region runs from base 1 to 411 and encodes 136 amino acids. The transcript is spliced from 3 exons.